AUGGCGCAGGCGGGGGACACCGGGCCCGGGGUCCGAGGGCGGCGGGGUGCGGGCACGGCCCUGGGGCGCCUGCCCUGGCUCUGGGCCCUGGCGAUGCUCGGGCAGGCGGCAGCCGCGGGCCUGCCCUUCCGGCGCCAGUGGCCGGUACCCUACAAACGCUUCUCCUUCCGUCCGGCACCAGAUCCUUACUGUCAAGCUAAAUAUACUUUCUGUCCAACUGGCUCACCCAUCCCUGUGCUGAAGGGUGAUGAUGUCAUUGAAGUCUUUCGGCUACAAGCCCCAGUGUGGGAAUUUAAAUAUGGCGACCUCCUGGGACACUUGAAAAUCAUGCAUGAUGCCAUUGGAUUCAAAAGUACUUCAACUGGGAAGAACUACACAAUGGAAUGGUAUGAACUUUUCCAACUUGGAAAUUGCACAUUUCCCCACCUCCGACCUGAAAUGAAUGCUCCAUUCUGGUGUAACCAAGGAGCUGCCUGCUUUUUUGAAGGCAUCGAUGAUAUGCACUGGAAGGCAAAUGGAACGUUAGUUCAGGUAGCAACCAUAUCAGGAAACACAUUUAACAAAAUGGCGAAGUGGGUAAAACAGGACAAUGAAACAGGAAUUUAUUAUGAGACAUGGACCAUCCAAGCCAGCCCAGAAAAGGGGGCGGAGACAUGGUUCGAAUCCUACGAUUGUUCCAAAUUUGUGUUAAGGACAUAUAAGAAGUUGGCUGAACUUGGAGCAGAGUUCAAGAAGAUAGAAACCAACUACACAAGAAUAUUUCUUUACAGUGGAGAACCUACUUAUUUGGGAAAUGAAACCUCUAUUUUUGGGCCAAUAGGAAACAAGACUCUUGCUUUAGACAUAAAAAGAUUUUAUUACCCCUUCAAACCACAUUUGUCAACUAAAGAAUUUCUCUCAAGUCUCUUGAAAAUUUUUGAUGCAGUAAUUAUACACAGACAGUUCUAUUUGUUUUAUAAUUUUGAAUAUUGGUUUUUACCUAUGAAAUUCCCUUUUAUUAAAAUAACAUAUGAAGAAAUCCCUUUACCUGACAGAAACAGGACAAUCUCUGGUCUAUGAGAUCUUUAUUCUCAUGCUUUUUUCCCUACCACCAGCAUAUCAGUUUUUCAUGGAGUGUUUUUACAUUUGUGUAUUUUUUUAGGUCUUUCUUCCUUGGAGCAUAAAGGUAAAAUGCACAGGGGCAGAACUGCUGCAUAAUAAUACCUCAGGAAUUUUUUGGAAAGAAAUUGAAACUCUAUAGUGUUCGCCAGAGUGAAUACAUAACAUGAUCUUAACUUCAGUCUCCAACCCUUUAUUGAUAUGGAGAAUUAAAGUUUAUAUCAGCUAUACAGGCUUUUUAGAGCCAACAUUUAAAAAUUUGAAUAUGAUGUACCAAGAUUUUAAAAUUACCCUCAGUGACAUUUCAUGGUAGGAGCUACUUUUCUUCUGGUAUGGUAGUUAUGCUUUUUUAUUUAAGUACUUUUUGGUAGUUCACAUUGACUUUACAGCUCUUGCGACUUUUGGAACUGCUUUAUUAAUUUGAUUUUUUUCCUUACGCUUAAAGAUUAAUUUGGACACCAUAGCUACAGUGGUUGUGGUUCUCCGACCAUCGGUUUUUAACUAAUUAGUAGGAAAGGGGAGCGGAGGGAACUGGAGACUGAGCUCAAUAUAAUGGAGAGCUCAGGCCUGUCUGCUUCACCAGGAAGCUACAGCUUCACACCCCAGGGGUCAUAGCAUUGCUUCCACAAGAUUAACACUCUCCCUCCCCCCACUCCGGUUCCUGAUUGUUGGGGGCACAGGGGAGGUGUUGGACCAUAGAAGCCUGUCAGUCUAACUAGGGGCUGUGCACUCAUCCAAAGCGCAUGAAAACUUGGGAAGCUGAUUGGUGAUUUUGAGCAAGCACCUGGUUCGUCCCAAAGCCAACCUCCUGGUUCAAACCCCAGGGGAACAAAGAACUUGCUGUCUCUCUGGCUGGGGACCUGCUGUCCCCCAUGAACUCAUACAUUCUCUCUCCAUAGCCAUGUGAUCUUAGCAGCCACAUGGCCCAUGGCCCUGGGGACUCCUCACGUGGGCUCCUGGAGGGAGCCUGAAUUCCUCAGCACAGCAACAAACCGCAGCUGGAAACCCAUGCUGAGCUAGCCGCAUGCUGGACUGCGCUGGACUUGAAUAUGGAGCAGGAACUCUGAGCAGUGGCCUUCAGCCCGGCCCUACUAAAGACGAGACUGGACUUUUUCCAUGGCGAGACAGAUGGAGAUGGGACACUGGGAAGUCAGAAACCCCUUAAUCUUACAUCAUCAAUAAAGUUCAUCAUGGACCCCCAUCUUCCUAUUCAAGUCUCAGGAAAUUCUUUUCCUCUUGAUACCUCAAGAACCCCACUUCCACCAGUAACAGUUCCAAAUGUAGUAAAUAUGGUGACAUAGUGCACAAGGGUUUGGCUAGCAUUUCAGAACCAGCCAGUGACCAGCAGUGUGUGAUUUAGGAAUCUGAACAUCUUUGAACCUUAGUUUCCUUAUCCCUAAAAUGAUUCAUCUGUCAGGAUUGUUGUAAAGAUUGAGGCCACGUAUGAUUGGCAUAACAAGUCACUAAAUGGUAGCCAUACUAUUAUAAUCAAAGAAUGAACUGCCAUCCUGGAUCUUGCCUAAUGAAGGCCUCUCAUGGGUUUUGUAAUAAUUGCCUAGACUUUGAGCUGGUAGCAUAGUACUUCUGCAGUUCGAACGUGGGGCAUGGCAGUAGCUGACUGCGGACAUGGCCUUGUAGCCCACUGGGCUGCCCACUAAAGCUGCCAGCUCAGAGGAAGAGGGUAAAUGUCUGAGAGGACAGCUUUGUCGGGGAUCUCCAAGUAGCUGUGCUUCCAAUCAGGGCUAUCAAACAAGAUUGCAGGGCCCUUUAAGUGUCUGAAGAUCAACUGAAGUCAUUGUCUCUAUUCAUGGAAAAAACACCAGUCAGUAAGACGAUGAAGCAGUGAUAAGUGUUUAGUAUUCAAUGUACCAGUUAUAUUAUUCAGGCUGUACUAAGAUAUGAUUGCUUCCUGAAUUGACCAUUGAAUUCUCAUGAGAAGCCUAAGCAUGGAAUAUUAUUUACCUGAUCCAAAUGAGUAAAUCAGGGCGUGGAGUUUAAGUGAUCUUCAAUAGCUACCCAGCGAGUGAUACUAGAGCCACAUUUUGACCCAGGUUCCACUAAAUGGGAUGCACUAUGAAGUGUUAAGACUUCCAGCAUUAGUGAGGUCCUCAGAGCAGUGCCUGCAUCGUAUGUCACUAAUACCAGACGUUACUGGUCUGUAGGAUAUGAAGCAUUUAGACUUUUAAAGCAACUUGGAGUAAUUUUGUUUCUGUUGACUCUAAUUUUAAAAAUUGGGCUUGUAUUUUAUGUUGUUUACUUCAUUUUUCCCAGAAUUUAUUUUUAUUGUUUUUCAAAACAAUAGGCACCAUUCGGCAGUCUGUAAAGAAAAACUCAACCCUUUACUAUAGAGGGCUUUAGAAGCUGCACUUCCAGGCCUGCUGCAGGCUUAGUCAAGUACUGAGAACUUGUGUCUUUGCAUUAUCUCCAUCUAGUGGCUAAAAUUGGGCAAUGCCAAGCUUCCCUGGAUUCUUAGGCAAGGUGCUCCCUGAAAACACUUUUGGAUUUCCAGACCUGUAUUGGGGUGACGAGCACAAAUUCCUGUGCUGUUUGUGCUGUGAACCACAGAACUUGGUCCCAUAGCAAAGACAAAUGAGGACAUCUUUACAUGAACCUCAAAUCUUAAAAGCAAGAUUCUAAGUUAUGUAAAAAAAAAAUUUAAGAUUUUUCAUUGUUCCUAAGAAUAUUAAUCAGUAGAGUUCUGGGAAGGUAACAGACUCAGGUGACUAUAGCAUAGAGAGCAUUGCAUUCAUGUAAGUACUUCUUAAGAACUUACUAAACCUGUGAGCUGAACUUACAAGUUAAAAGAGGGCUUUGGAAUAGAGAUGAUUUCAAGACCGUUUUCAAAAUGAGAGCUGGGAAACCAAAACAUGGCCAGGCAGAAUUUGCCAAUUUAGCUUUGUGGGCCUUUAAGUUGCUGUAUAACUUAAAUGUGAUUGCCAGUUUUCUGUUAAGUUGUAAAUUAAUGAAAUUUCCUCUACUUCUAAGAGAAUCCAUUUUGUUGAAGUUUGAAUUAUAUAAGGGCUUUACACGAUAAAUAUAUCCUCACUGACUAAUUCUGCCUUAGCAUUAGAGUAUGUGUACCCACAAAGUGACAUCAAAUACAUUUUUGUGGGUGCAGGAAUAUAGUCAAAAGGUAAAACUAACUAUUAAACUUAAGUAUUUGGAACCUUAAAUCAAAAUUAUCUUAGAAAUCAGAAAAAAUAAAAAUUAGGAAGUCCCAUUCAGUUUAUAAUCUGCUCUGGUGGCACUUCAUGAAUUCUUUGGGACUGCAGUUCCUUUAAGAUGAUGACUUUAUUUUUUUAAAUUGUAGGCAUGUUAUGCAAAGCAACAUUCCAAAACUACACCGUUUUUCCCCUUUCACAGACAAAGACAAAUGGUUGGCCAAAGUUUGUUUCUAGUACCUUCCUCGUAUUUACCCUUUAUUGUCCAAGUACCUUUCUGCUCCUCAAACUUUCUACAUUUUCUCUCCCCCCUAUUUAAAAUGAGAGGAUAUUUAAGCCCUGGCUGGUGUAGCUCAGUGGAUUGAGCUCGGGCCUGCGAACCACAAGAUGGCAGUUUGCUUCCCAGUCAGGGCACAUACCUGG
Molecule: messenger RNA, 4682 nt
Organism: Artibeus jamaicensis (Jamaican fruit-eating bat)
Lineage: Eukaryota; Metazoa; Chordata; Mammalia; Chiroptera; Phyllostomidae
Gene: CLN5
Product: CLN5 intracellular trafficking protein
Exons: 4
Coding region: 1-1059 (352 amino acids)
Biological process (GO): lysosome organization
Cellular component (GO): lysosome; lysosomal membrane
Molecular function (GO): hydrolase activity, acting on glycosyl bonds
Source: RefSeq, a predicted model, not a curated record